UCAACAUCCAGUUCCUCCUCAUUUCUCUGUUUUCAGGUUGUUGGCAUAAAACGGAUGAUGAGGAGGCCUGUUCUGAGCGCAGUCUAUCUGUACAAGGAGAGUCACAGGUCAGGGCGUCUAAGACAGAGCCAGGAACCCAGAGGACCCAUGUGUGUAAGCGGUGUUUCUCUGUGUUAAAAGACAUUCUGCACCUGACUGAGUCUCAGGCAGCAUACUUGGAGCAGAAAGCCUUCUUCAAUGACACACGUGUGAGAGACUUCUGUUUCAGUGCAAACCCUCGCCAGCAACAGAGGGAAGCCAGUGGAGAGAAGCCCUGGAAAGAAGCUGUGGACAGGGCCUCGUUUGUGACCAGGUGCAGCUUCUACUUAUCAGGGCUGCCUUCAUCCAGGAGGGAGGUUGGGAAAGACUUGCCAGCCAUCUCAGAGCUUCUCCAGCACCAGGCCCCUCUCAACACUGAGGAGCCACACAGUGGCAGUGAGAUUUCUCAGAAACUUCUCAGUGGAAAAGGUCAUAACCAGUGGCGUCAAUGUGAAAAUACUGCCAGCCACAACCAGAAAGUUGUUCAACAGAGCUUCUGCAAGGGAGAAGUGAAUUAUGAAUAUACCAAAUCUGGAAAAAUUUUUAGAGGAAUCUCUAGCCUCAUUCGACAUAGGAAAGUUCACACUGGAGAAAAGCCCUAUGUGUGUAGUGACUGUGGGAAGUCAUUCCGGUAUAUCCAUGUUCUUAAUCAGCACGAGAGAGUUCACACUGGGGAAAAGCCAUAUGAGUGUACUGAUUGUGGCAGGACUUUCAGUCAUAGGUACAAACUCACUGAACACCAGAGAGUUCACACUGGAGAAAAACCUUAUGAGUGCAGUGAAUGUGGUCAGACCUUUAGACGUAGGUGUAUCCUCACUGAACAUCACAGAGUUCACACUGGAGAAAAACCUUAUGAGUGUAGUGAAUGUGGGCAGUCCUUCAGACAAAGGUGUAACCUUACUAAGCACCAGAGAGUUCACACUGGAGAAAAACCUUAUAAGUGCAGUGAAUGUGGGAAGUCCUUUACACAGAGGUGUACCCUCACCAACCACCAGAGUGUACACAGUGGAGACAAACCUUAUGAGUGUAGUGAAUGUGGGCAGUCCUUCAGACAAAGAAGUACCCUUACUAAUCACCAGAGAGUUCACACUGGAGAAAAACCUUAUGAGUGUAGUGAAUGUGGGCAGUCCUUCAGGCGAAGACUUGCCCUCACUGAACACCAGAGAAUUCACACUGGAGAAAAACCUUAUGAAUGCAGUGAAUGUGGGAAAUCUUUUAGAAGGCAUAGUAACCUUUUUACCCACAAGAGAAUUCACACUGGAGAAAAAUCUUAUGAUUGUAGUGAAUGUGGGCAGUCCUUCAGAGAAAGGUGUACUCUUACUAAGCACCAGAGAGUUCACACUGGAGAAAAACCUUAUGAGUGCACUGAAUGUGGGAAGUCCUUUAGAGGAAGGUUUAACCUCACCGAACACCAGAGAAUUCACAGUGGAGAAAAACCUUAUGAAUGCA
Myotis brandtii (Brandt's bat) is the source of this 1527-nucleotide messenger RNA. RefSeq names its product zinc finger protein 501-like. The transcript has a single exon. The record is from RefSeq and is a predicted model, not a curated record. Lineage: Eukaryota; Metazoa; Chordata; Mammalia; Chiroptera; Vespertilionidae. The annotation marks the transcript as partial. Gene Ontology annotation, cellular component: nucleus.